Molecule: messenger RNA, 5292 nt
Organism: Rhineura floridana
Lineage: Eukaryota; Metazoa; Chordata; Lepidosauria; Squamata; Rhineuridae
Gene: AQP8
Product: aquaporin 8
Exons: 6
Coding region: 204-974 (256 amino acids)
Biological process (GO): transmembrane transport; water transport
Cellular component (GO): plasma membrane
Molecular function (GO): water channel activity
Source: RefSeq, a predicted model, not a curated record
UAAAUGCACUCCACUUCCCCCUCCCUUUUUACACUUCUCUUGUGUCACACAGGUCACGGAGGGAGUGUGCCAAUAUUUUACUGCAAUAGUGAACUGUUCCCCACAGAGAGAGAGGGCCAUUCUGCCAAAAGGGCUCUGGGGCAGCUGGGCAGACAACUCUCCUUUCUUCAAGGGACAGACAGCUGGAACUGAUUUGCCCAGGCAUGUCGGACAUAGAAUUUGGGCAGAUGUCCAUUAAGGAGUUGGAGCUGGACGGCAAAGGCAGCCCCCCACAGCCCCACUGGUAUGAGCAGUACAUCCAGCCUUGCAUCGGGGAGCUGGUGGGCUCUGCCUUCUUCAUCUUCAUUGGCUGCGCUUCUGUCAUCGAGAACACGGAGGGCACCGGGAGGCUGCAGCCGGCCCUGGCACACGGGCUGGCCUUGGGCCUCAGCAUUGCUGUCUUGGGGAAUAUCAGCGGAGGCCAUUUUAACCCUGCAGUCUCCCUUGGAGCUUGGCUCGUCGGUGGGCUGAACAUGGUGAUGGUCCUUCCCUACUGGGUCUCCCAGCUGUGCGGUGGGCUGAUUGGAGCUGGGCUGGCCAAGGUUAUGACUAUUUCGGACAGGUAUGAUAAUGCCACAGGGGCAGCGUUCACCACCAUCACCUCAGAUGACCAAAUCCCUGCAGCUUUAGUGGGUGAGAUCAUUAUGACCAUGUUCCUGGUCACAACAGUUUGCAUGGGAGCCAUCAACGAGAAAACCAAGAGUCCCCUGGCUCCAUUCUGCAUUGGCUUUACUGUGACAGCGGACAUCCUCGCAGGGGGAGCUGUUUCGGGAGCCUGCAUGAACCCUGCCAGAGCGUUUGGUCCCGCGUUGGUGGCAAACUACUGGGACUACCACUGGCUUUACUGGGUCGGCCCCAUGGUGGCUGGGCUUCUUGUUGGUGCAUUGAUAAGGUUCCUGAUUGGGGACAAGAAAACUCGCCUCUUCCUCAAAUGAGUGCCUUCUCCCCCAGAGCAGACUCCAGCGCUGGGUGGCGUGGCGUCCACAGGCUACCCCAGAGUCCUUCAGCAUCACCACCCAACGCCGCCCAGCAACAUCGCUCCUCCUCUGUCUGACUGACCACCUCUUUCACGGCAGAACUUUUGGGCAGUUCCAUCCACCUGGAGGGAACAGGCAGGCUCCUGGACUCGUCUACUGAACGCUGCUCACCUGACCCCUCUCCCUAGAUUUAUGUGGUCCUCUGCCUCAUUUCAAAAGCCUUCUGCAAGGGAUUAGUUCAGACUCCAGGCAAGAGCAGCCUGCCCCUCCCCGGGCGGCCUGCUAGGUGGGGAAGACAAAGGGGGCAGGGGAGAGAGGGGCAGAGAGAGAGAAGGGGUGGCCUUGUUCGUUCACUUUUAGCUCUGCCCCCACCCCCAGCCUCCUGACGGGCUCCCCAAGGGCAUGUGGCCCUAAGCAGAGGAAAGGGUGCCCACCUCUGGUUAAAAGCCCCCAGAUCCAGCAGUCAGGGCAUCUUCCUGUGUGGUUUGCACACAAUGGUGGCUGGUGCCUGUUGGGAUGGGGGGGGAAUUGGGGUGCCCAACAGUAGGUGGCGCCAGAGCCAAUGAGAGGCGGAGCCGACUAAUUCUGUUUUUGUCCUCCUCCCUCCCUGCUGCGUUCCACCAGGGCGAUGCUGCGGCUCAAGAGUGGGAGGAAGAUGGCAAGCAGGACCACCCCUAGACUGGUUGUAAGUAAGGAGGAGAUGAGCAGGCCAGGCAGGUGGGGGCUGGCUGAGGGCAGACUGAGCUUAGUGGGGCAGUGCCCCCCUGGCCCUAAAGAACCAGCCUCUAGUGCCGGCCGGUGGCACCAUGUCAGCAGGCAGUGGGAUCCACUCCAGGAUUUAGUCUGAAUGUUCAAGAAGCUGUCCAAGGUUCUGAAACCAGUUCCCAAAGUAGGCUCGGCACCUUGGACAGCUCCCUGAAAGUUCACAGUAAAACCCAGAGGAGAUUCCACUGCCCCACUGGCAUGGAGCCGCCAUCCACGGCUGCUCCGUUGUGUGCAUACAAAUCAGGUCCAGCGCUGUGUCCCCUGCUGAUUUCACCACUGCUCGGAGGGAAGUCACAGGGCCAGUCCAAGGCAUUUGAGGGCAAGAGGGGCCUCUCUGCAUUCUGUCUUCAGAAGCUGGAUCUUGACAUCCAUGCUGGCCACAGUGCAGCAUCCUCUAGCCCAGCAGUUCCCAAACUCCCCCCCCCCACGGAACACUUGAAAAUGGCUGAGGAUCUUGGCGGACCACUUUGUGGUUUUCCUUUUUCAUGGGAGCCUGGUUCUCCUCCAUGGGGUGCUUCUGGAGAAUCCCAGGCAGAGAGAGCAGCUGUUGCCCUCAGGUCCUGCCUGGGGGGGGUUCCCAUUGGGGCGUCUGGAUGGCCACUGGGGGAACAGGAGGAGGCUGGACUAGACGGCCCCCUUUGGCCUGACCCAGGAGCUAGGAUCUUCUGACACCUGUGUGUUCUCCAUGUCUCCAGGACAUCGGAGCCCCACGUCAAUGUGAAUCCGGCACCACUCCCUGCAUUGAUAUGGGAUGCCAUCCGCAGGUCAGUUCUCCUCUGGGCAAGCUCCCCUGGCAUGACCCAGGGGGUGCAAGGGAGCCUGUGCAUCGGCUUGUGCAACUCCUGUGCUCAUUCUGCCGGGGCUCACUCAAGAGGGUGCCCCUUAGGGUCAGGAUCCUGCUGCUCCAAACCCAGCACUGGGGCUGCCGUCGGCACUUCUUAAUCGCAUCAGCAGCUUCAGCUUUGCAGUGAGUGCCACCCUUUGCCAACUGGGCAGAGAGAUGGAGAGAGAGAGAGCUCCUCUUUCCCGACCCCCCUUCCCUGCUCCAGGGAUCUGGGCUCUCUACUUCCUUGGAGGCCAGCUGAGGUUUGUGCAGGAGCAGUGUUUUCCUUGUGGCUUCGCUCUCUCCCUGCCUCCCUGUAUACCCUGGGGCAUGUAUGUGAUUGCUAUAACCAUUAUGCAAGGCUGCCUUAUUGCUUUUAUAUGUAUAAGUGCCUUUAGGAGGGUAAGAUCUAAUAGUUAAGCUCAUAAUGUUGAUUCCAUGGUACUGAUCCUUACAGUUUGAAGCAGCCCACAGCUGGGGCUAAUACACUCCCUCCCUCCCUGCCUGCCUCCCUCCCUAGUUGCCAAAAGCUGCUCUGAGCCGGCAGCUGUACUCCUAAUAAGGUGAAUCAAACAGGAGCCCACAGCAAGCAGGCUAUAAAUCAUCCUUGGUGACAGGGCUAAUUGAUUUCUGACUUCUAAAAAAAGAAAAAAGAUAAAAGGACAGACCAGGGCCAAGCAGCCACUGCUUUGCAGGCAAUGGAGAAGUCUGGGUUUGCUGCCACUAUCAAAGGGGCCUGGCUUCUCUUCCUCCCACCCCACCCCACUCCUCAUGGGUCAUUGCUCCAGCCUGCUUUUCUCUGGCUUCCAGCUUCCUCAAAGAGUGGGCUGGAGACCUUCCUCCCCCCCCCCCGGAAACAAGCCAGUUUUCAGCACCACGUGGGGGCAAAGCUUGAUGCCUUGAAAGGAGUGGGGGAUCCCAGGGUUUGCAUUGUCCUGGGAUUGUGCCUUCUUCUGAUUAUGAAGCUCUCAACCUUCAUUCCAACAGUCUGGUGGCUGGCAAUGGCUGCUCCCGGUAGUUGUGUCUAAAAUUCUCCUGUGCCUUGUGCAUCUGUCUGACAGCUAGGGAUCUGACAGGUUCAGCUAUUCCUAGCAAGAAGAUGCAGUGAUAGGAAAGGCAUCAGGAGUGGAAUGUCAAAGGCGCAGGAGAACCUUGCUGCAAGGAUGGCAGUGGAGAACAUCUUAGGUUACUCUCUGGAGAGGAGAGUGGAUGUGGGCAGAGGCACCCUUCUUCAUGAUUAUUUCAUGCAUCCUAAGGCUGUCCUGGCAUUCUGGAGUUGAGGCCCUGAGCAGGGUGCUUGGCUGGUGUCUUUAAAGAAAAAGAGAAAUGUGUGUGCUUAGGCUUAGCCAGCAUCUCCUGACCUCAGCUGUGGGGUAGCUGAUCACAGCUUCUUUGUGGGGAAGAAAAGUCACUUAAAGGCACCCUUUUUAUUUAUAACCUCUUCCCACUUUUCAAGGCAGAGCUCUGGCAUUGUUUCAAAACAGAUUCUGGGACCACGCCCUUGCUUACAUUGGUUUCUAUACUAGUUACCUGCUUUAGAAGCCUAUCUUGUCAUUAAGUGGUUUGUAAAUGAAUAAAUGCAGUCCAUAAAUGUGCAACCUGUCUCUUCCAAACAAACAAAGACUGAGUUCACCUACACAGUUAAGUUUCUUUUAGAAAGUAGGACAAAAGUGUAUGUGUGAGAGAGACUGCAUUUUUAGACUGGAGCAGAACUACUCAGAAAGUGUAUUUUGUGGAUGUGAUCAAAUAAAAGGCCACUUCCAACUCUAUGAUUUUAUGUGCCAGGUAGCAAGAAAUUUGCAUUUUCACCAUAAAAUAAAAGAGAGAGUCUGUAUGAACAUUCACAUGCAUUUACAUCCACAUUUCACCUGAGAUAUAUAUAUCUGUGCAAGGAAUUUUACCCAGUUUAAGCAUUUUUGCAAUUAAUUUUCAUUUCUGCAACAUUAUCACUAGGAUAUGCCUGUUUUGUGCACACUUUUUGUUUUGAGAGCUCCAUCACAAGAUUUGGAGAAGUUUGAAUUCUGAAGGAUAGCUAUGUUUCAGUUCUCUUACUGGUUCGGGAAGCGCAAAUGACAAAGGUUUGCAUUAAAAGGCGAAUAGAACAAAUUCCUGCUCCAUCCUUAACAAAUGUUGGCACGUCUAAGAUCUGCCUAUAAUGACACAAGGGAAGAACUACUGAGUUGCCAUGAGAGGAAAUGACCUUUUAUCAAGCCUAGCUAAUAGACACAAUUGUUUCUUUAAUGACCUUUGACAGCCUUUGAUGGCUGCUGGCAACUAGCUAUGGAAAAUAUCCUGCCAGCCUGGGGUGGUGAGCAGAAACAGUCUGGCAGCUGGAAUGAUGCCAGCCAGAGAAGCAGACAUGCCAGCGGCUUUUGUUUGAUUGUUUUGCAGCUGGUUGGAAAGAAGGAGCCUGGCGUGAGCCUGGGAAUCCCAGAGAAUGCACCUUGGUUUUUUUGUUAAUGGGGGAGGGACUGCUACUUUAAAUAAUAAAGUGUGUGUGCAUGUGUGCUUGCAUGCGUGUGUGUCUUACUUAUUUCCCCACGCCAUUGUCAGCUAAUGGCUCCAUGUCAGUGGGACAGUGGAAUCUGCUCCAGGUUGUAGUCUGAGCUUCAGAACCUUGGACAGCUCUUUGAAAGUUCAGUGUAAACCUCAGGGUGGGUUCCAGUUUGUACAUCUGCAAAUAAACAU